AUGGGUGCUCCAGCUAAUGGAAAGUAUAAAGGUUCCACCACUGCCAGAUAUGUCAAAAGUUCCAUAAACCCUAGAGAUGAUUACGUGCCGAAUGGUGGUCCAGCUGCAUUCCAAGCUCAAAGAGCUGAAACUAAAUCAAAAUUAGAUCAAGUAAAGAAGAUUGAUCAAAUAGAUACAAUGAUGGGGUUUGAAAGAUUUGAUUCAGGUCCUUCCAAAACAGGUUGGUUGUGUAAUAUGCAUGCUACAACUAUCCCAAGUAAAGAUUAUAUCGCUGGUGUUUCUGGUGUUGAUUAUUAUUUCUUAGAUGAAGAAGGUGGUACUUUUAAAGCUACUAUUCAAUAUGAUCCAUAUUUUCUUGUUGUAUGUACUCCGGGUUCAGAAGCUGAAGUGGAAGAAUUAUUAAAGAAAAAACUUGAACAAUAUUUAAAAUCAGUGGCCAAAAUAGAAAAAGAUGAUUUAGCUAUUCCAAAUCAUUUGAUUGGUAUUAAAAGUUCAUUAUUAAGAUUAAAUUUCCCAAGUUCAAGUGAUAUGUUUGAAGCUAAAAAAAUAAUACAACCAAUUGUUAAAGAAAAUCAAACUAAAAAAGAUACAAAAGAUUUAUAUUCUGCAGUUAAUAAUAACUAUACAGAUGCAUUUUCAUUACAAAAUAAAGUUGAAUCUCAUGUUGAUGCUACUGAUUAUAUUGAAGAUAUCCGUGAACAUGAUGUGCCCUAUUGUACUCGUGUUUCAAUUGAUAAAAAUUUAAGAGUUGGUAAAUGGUAUAAAGUUUCUGCUGAUCAAGGUGAUGUUGAAACUGAAGAAAUUCCUGAUAGAAUUGAUUUCGGUGAUGCUGUUAUCUUAGCUUUUGAUAUUGAAGCUACCAAGAGACCUUUGAAAUUCCCUGAUAGUUCAAUUGAUCAAGUUAUGAUGAUUUCUUAUAUGAUUGAUGGUGAUGGGUUUUUAAUUACAAAUAGAGAAAUUAUUUCUGAAGAUAUCGAUGAUUUUGAAUAUACUCCAAAAGCUGAAUAUCCUGGGCUUUUCACUGUUUUCAAUGAACCUGAUGAAAAAGCAACAUUAGAAAGAUUUUUCGAACAUAUCAGAGAAGCCAAACCAACAAUUAUUGCUACUUUUAAUGGUGAUUUCUUUGAUUGGCCAUUCAUUGAAGCUAGAGCUAAUGUUCAUGAUUUAGAUAUGUUUGAUGAAAUUGGAUUUGCAAUUGAUGGUGAAGGUGAAUAUAAAUCAACAUAUUGUGCUCAUAUGGAUUGUUUCAGAUGGGUUAAAAGAGAUUCUUAUUUACCACAAGGUUCUCAAGGUUUGAAAGCUGUCACAACAUCAAAAUUAGGUUAUAAUCCAAUUGAAUUGGAUCCUGAAUUAAUGACACCUUAUGCAUAUAGUAAACCACAAUUAUUAUCAGAAUAUUCUGUUUCAGAUGCUGUUGCAACUUAUUAUUUAUACAAAAAAAUUAUUAGUAAUUUCAUUAUUUCAUUAGGUAUAAUUGUUCCAUUAAAUCCUGAUGAAUUACUACGGAAAGGUACAGGUACCCUUUGUGAAAUGUUACUUAUGGUUCAAGCUUAUGAAAAUGAUAUUUUACUACCCAAUAAACAUGUGGAUCCUCUAGAAAGAUUUUAUGAUGGUCAUCUUUUAGAAUCAGAAACUUAUGUUGGUGGUCAUGUUGAAUCAUUAGAAGCUGGUGUCUUUAGAUCAGAUUUAGAAAGUGAAUUUAAAAUAGAUCCAACAGCUAUUGAUGAACUUAUAGCUGAUUUAGAUAAUGCUUUAAAAUUUAGUAUUGUUGUGGAAUCUAAAGUAAAAUUAGAAGAUGUUGAGAAUUAUGAUGAGGUUUAUAAUGAUGUUAAAUCUCAAUUAUUAGCUCUUCGGGAAAAUCCAAAAAGAAGUGAAAAACCAUUAAUUUAUCAUGUUGAUGUUGCAUCAAUGUAUCCUAAUAUUAUGUGUUCAAAUCGUUUACAACCAGAUUCAAUGAAGACUGAAAAAGAUUGUGCAGCAUGUGAUUUUAAUAGACCUGGUAAAACUUGUGAUAGAAGAAUGACAUGGGCAUGGAGAGGUGAAUAUUAUCCUCCAAAGAUGGAUGAAUAUGGUAUGGUUAAAAGAUCUUUACAAAAUGAAACUUUUCCUCCAAAGAAACCUUAUCAACCAAGAAGAACAUUUGAAGAUUUAUCAUAUCAAGAACAAGUUGCUCAAAUUAAAAAAAGAUUACAAGAUUAUUCAAGAAAAAAUUAUCAUAAAGUUAAACAAUCUGAAACUGUUGAAAGAGAAUCCAUCAUUUGUCAAAGAGAAAAUCCAUUCUAUGUUGAUACUGUUCGUUCUUUCAGAGAUCGUCGUUAUGAAUUCAAAGGUUUAGCUAAAGUCUAUAAAAAAAAAUCAGACACUAAAGAUCGUACUGCCAAAGAAGAAGCUGAAAAGAGAGUUGUUUAUUAUGAUUCUUUACAACUUGCUUUUAAAGUCAUUUUAAACAGUUUCUAUGGUUAUGUUAUGAGAAAAGGUUCCAGAUGGUACUCCAUUGAAAUGGCUGGUAUUACUUGUCUUACUGGUGCUACAAUCAUUCAAAUGGCUAGAGGUUUAAUUGAAAGAUUAGGUAGACCCUUAGAAUUAGAUACUGAUGGUAUUUGGUGUAUUUUACCAAAAUCAUUUCCAGAAGAUUUCACUUUCAAUUUGAAAAAUGGUAAGAAAGCAUUUUGUUCAUAUCCAUGUUCAAUGUUGAAUUAUCUUGUUCAUGAACAAUUUACAAAUCAUCAAUAUCAAACAUUAGUUGAUCCAGUAACGAAGAAAUAUGAAACACAUAGUGAUAACUCUAUUUUCUUUGAAGUUGAUGGUCCAUAUAAAGCCAUGGUUUUACCAACAUCUAAAGAAGAAGGUAAAGGUUUGAAGAAACGUUAUGCUGUCUUCAAUGAUGAUGGUUCACUUGCUGAAUUAAAAGGUUUUGAAUUGAAAAGACGUGGUGAAUUACAAUUAAUCAAGAAUUUCCAAUCUGAUAUUUUCAAAUUAUUCUUGGAAGGUGAUACUUUAGAAGGAUGUUAUGGUGCUGUUGCUAAUGUUGCCAAUAGAUGGUUAGAUGUUUUAGACACCAAAGGUCGUAUGCUUGAAGAUGAAGAUUUGAUAGAGUUGAUUUGUGAAAAUAAAAGUAUGAGUAAGAGUUUAGAAGAAUAUGAAGGUCAAAAAUCUACUUCUAUUACAACUGCUCGCAGAUUAGGUGAAUUUUUGGGUGCUGAAAUGGUUAAAGAUAAAGGUUUACAAGUCAAAUAUAUUAUUUCUGAAAGACCAAUUAAUGCUCCAGUUACUGAAAGAGCCAUUCCUGUUGCUAUUUUCUCAUCUGAUAUCACUGUCAAAAGAAAUUUCUUAAGAAGAUGGUUAUUAGAUCCUUCAUUGGAUGAUUUUGAUGCAAGAAACAUUAUUGAUUGGAAUUAUUAUAAAGAGCGUCUUGAAUCAGUUAUUCAAAAAAUUAUCACAAUUCCAGCUGCUUUACAAGAUAUCGAAAAUCCAGUUUCAAGAGUUGCACAUCCAGAUUGGUUACAAAAAAGAAUUGCAACUAGUAAAGAUAAAAAGAAGCAAUCAUCACUUUCUACAUUUUUUACCAAGACUAAAAGUAAUCCAAUUGAUAUCAUGAAAGAUAUUGAAGAUAUUGGUAAAGAAAAUGAACUUUCUGGUAAGAAACCAUUAGUCGGUAAAGUCACUUCUAAGAAGCGUAAAAAUCAUCACACUGAAUCAUCUGAACCUUCUGAAGAAGACACCAACUUGUUAAAUGGUCCAUGUCCAGCUCCUGAUGAAGAUUAUGUUGGAUUCUUAGCAUAUCAAAAAGUCAAAUGGAAAGUUCAAAAGAAAUCAAGAGAAAGAAGAAAAGCAUUGUUUGGUGAAUCUUCAGAAUCUAGUUAUAGAUCUACUGUCGGUAAUAUGGUUCGUAAUCAAGCAGAAAACUUUGCUGGUUCAACAUGGCAAGUUCUUCAAUAUAAGUUGGAUUCAAAUCCUGGUGAUAUCAAAGCAUUUGUUUUGAUUGAUGGUAAAAUUCAAUCUUUUAUUUUCCAUAUUCCAAGAAAAUUAUAUAUGAGUUUCAGGUCUUCUGUUUUACCAGAUGGUACAAUUCCAAGUUGUGAAGUUGAAAAAGUCAAUAGUAUUUUACCAAAUGGUCAUAAAGCUUCAAACUUAUUCAAAUUGACAAUGCCAGAAACUGUUUAUCAAGAUGAAUUGAGUAAAGCUGGUAGUGUUUUGCAAAAUCCAAACGUUCUUGGUAUUUAUGAAGCUCAAGUUGAACCAACUGAAAGAGCCAUUAUGGAACUUGGUAAUUCUGUUAAUUUCAACUCAAGUAAAAUAGGUUCAUUGGGUAAAGGUUUGAAAAAUGGUUUUGAUUUGAAAUCUCUAUCAAUGACUGAUACUACACAUUAUUUGCAAAAAUUUACAAUGCCAACAGCAUAUUUGUUUCAUAUGGUUACCAAUAAUUAUCAAAUAUAUUCCUUGUUCAAAUCAUGGGAUAAGAAAGUUAUGUUGUUUGUUUUGAAACCAUCAAGAAAUGCUCAACCAAUCAGUGGUAAUUUAGAAAAGAUUUAUAGAGAUCUUUAUGAAGCUAAAAGGGAAAAGAUUGCACCAUUGUAUGGUAUCAUUGAUUAUCAAGAAGAAUUAGAAUUUGAAACCGUUUAUUUUGAAGAACUUCCAAAACUUCACAGAAAGUUAAACAGUUUCAUCAAUAAAAUCAAUGAAGAAAGUCCAACCAAACCAUUAUUUGUCUUACAAUCACCAACUGCUAAUAAUCUUUCAAAAUCAUUCAAAACAUUGAGUGAUUUCCCAGUUAUUCAUAUGAAUGUUGGUGAAAUUAAUGUUCCAGCUAUUGGAUGGCAAGGUAUUGUCUUGAAAAGAGUUUGUAACCAUUAUUUGGCGUUAGCUUCAUGGAUCAAGCAUUUAUUAGCAUUGGCUAAAUAUGGUAAUAUUCCAUUAUGUAACUUGAGAGCUGAUAACAUUGGUUAUUUGAUUGAUAUUGAAUAUGCUAGAAGAUUAAAGAAAAGUGAUAUCGUUUUGUGGUGGUCACCAAGGCCUACUCCAGAUUAUGGUGGAUUAGAAAAAGAUUCCAUUUUGAUGGAUAAUGAAAAUUAUGAAUUCCCAAUUAUCAAUAACCCAGAAAUCUAUGAAACUGUUGCAUUAGAAGUUGAUGUUUCCAAUUUAACUAUCAAUACUGUGUUAACAUCUGCUUUGAUUAACGAAGCUGAAGGUACUGAUUUAGCAGAAGUUGAAUUGAUUCAUGAUGAAAAUAGUGGUACUUCAACAUUUGCUGAAGAUUCGUUCUCUGGUCCAGGGUUAUCUGUUUUGAGAACUAUGGUUAAAGAUUGGUGGGAUGAUGCUGUUAAAGACAAUGCUAAUGCAGAUUCUAUGGUUCAUACAUUUGUUUCUUGGGUUCAAGACAGCCAAUCAUAUUUAUACGAUUCUUCAUUGAAAUAUCAUGUUCAUAAUUUGACCAAAAAAGCAUUACUGCAAUUAGUUGGUGAAUUCUCCAAGCUGGGUUCAAGUGUUAUAUUUGCUAAUAGAUCUAAAAUUAUUUUAAGAACUUCAAAAGUUUCUGUUGAAACAUCAUAUGCUUAUGCACAAUAUGUUGUUAAAGCUGUUAGAUCUAGACCAUUAUUCAAUUAUUUGGAUUUACAAAUUGAUAAAUAUUGGGAUCUAUUGAUUUGGAUGGAUGAACAUAAUUUUGGUGGUAGAGCAUGUUUAGAAAUUUCAGAAAAGGAAGAACAAGAUUUAAUUGGUCUUUCUAAAUGGCAAAUUAAACAAUAUUUACCUUCAAUUAUCCAACCAGAAUUUGAAGAUUGGGUCAUUAUUUUCUUGGAUGCUUUAAUCAAAGAUAAGAAUAAGAUGGCUAAUGUGUUGUCAACACCAAGAGUUACACAAAUCAAUCAUAUAUUAAAGAAAAAUCAAGGUACUAAAACUCAAGAUGAAGAUAUCCAAAAUGGUCUUUUCGAAAGCUUCAGAAAACCUUUGUUGAAAAGAGUCAAACAACUACUUCGUAAUCAGACAGAGGCUAUUCUUGAUACUGAUUUGAUUAAUGAAUAUGAGUUCCCAAGAUUACCAGGUUCAUCAACGGUUUUGAAAAAUCCAGUUUUAGAACUUGUUAAAUUUUUAUGUGCAAUUUUCAGUCUUUCCAAAAAGAGAAAUCUUUCAGUUAGGUUACUUCGUAAGGAAUUAUUAAACAUUUUUGAAAUUAGGGAAUUUGCUAAAGAAUCAGUGUUUUAUAAUCCAAGUAAAUCAUUGAAAGUUCCUGGUAUUUUAUGUGAAUAUUGUCAUCAUAUUAGAGAUCUUGAUUUUUGUCGUGAUGAAGCUAAACAUUUAUGGAAAUGUGAAAAAUGUGAUCAUAAUUAUAACAAGGCAUUAAUUGAAGAAAGAUUAAUCAAUACAUUAGAGAAAACAAUUACAAAUUUCUUUGUUCAAGAUUUGAAAUGUGAAAAAUGUAAUAGAGUUAAAGAAAGUAACAUGUCAGAUUAUUGUUCAUGUUCAGGUCAGUUUGUGGAAUCACAAACUAAACAAGAUGUUUCUUCAAGUGUGGAAACAUUUGAUAGAAUUUCAGCAUUUUAUGAUUUAAGACUAUUGAAAGAUUUUAUCGAUCAGGUCUUCUAA
Molecule: messenger RNA, 6582 nt
Organism: Hansenula ciferrii
Lineage: Eukaryota; Fungi; Ascomycota; Saccharomycetes; Phaffomycetales; Wickerhamomycetaceae
Gene: POL2
Product: DNA polymerase epsilon catalytic subunit
Exons: 1
Coding region: 1-6582 (2193 amino acids)
Biological process (GO): DNA replication; base-excision repair, gap-filling; leading strand elongation
Cellular component (GO): nucleus; epsilon DNA polymerase complex
Molecular function (GO): zinc ion binding; nucleotide binding; DNA binding
Source: RefSeq, a predicted model, not a curated record